UAUUAGUGAUUAUUUAGGAUUAUAUCAACUUGCAAAAUCUAUUUUAAAAGAAAAUAAUAUUUAUGGAGUUUUACCAUUUAUAGCACCUGAAAUUUUAAGAGGUCAACCUUAUACUCAAGCUAGUGAUAUAUAUAGUUUUUCUAUAAUUAUGUGGGAAUUUACAUCUGAAAUUCCACCAUUUAAUGAUAAAGCACAUGAUCUUCAACUUGCUUUAAGUAUUUGUAAAGGCAAACGUCCUGAAAUUAUUGAAAAUACUCCACUAUGCUAUAUAGAUUUAAUGACAAAAUGCUGGGAUGAAGAUCCAUUAAAAAGGCCAUCUUCUAAAGAAGUUUUAAAAAUUAUUAAAAAUUGGAUUUUUCGUCCUGAGAA
This is a messenger RNA of Rhizophagus irregularis DAOM 181602=DAOM 197198, 369 nucleotides long. NCBI's taxonomy places the organism in Eukaryota, Fungi, Glomeromycota, Glomeromycetes, Glomerales, Glomeraceae. The record is from RefSeq and is a predicted model, not a curated record.